AUGGCGACAACAAAUUUUACAGAUGGUGGGUCUAAGAUAAAAACAAUCCAAGAACUGGCAUGUUCCCCUUCUUCAGCUGAUGGAUUACAACAACCAUCAAUUUAUCUCGCUGCAGUCAACAUGUUCCUCUCAGUCACUGCGUUUCUUGGGAAUUUUCUCAUUCUUGUUGCCCUUCGCAAGGAGUCUUCCCUUUGUCCGCCAUCCAAGCUCUUAUAUCGAUGUCUGGCAAUAACUGAUCUGUUGGUUGGUCUUGUUACUCAGCCUCUUUAUGCUACUUAUUGGAUGUCCUUAGUUUACGAACAACGGAGUCUUUGUCUAUAUACAUACUACACCGCCUGCAUAACAGGCUUUACCUUGUAUUCAGUGUCUUUGUUGACAAUAACGGCCAUAAGCGUGGACAGACUUCUGGCCCUGUUGUUAGGGCUGAGAUACAGACAAAUUGUAACGUUGAAGCGCACAAGUAUCAUUACAACUACCUUUUGGAUUGUAUCUGUUGUCGCCGCUUUAUGCUACAUUUUAGAUAACCGCAUAACCCUUUCUUUUGGUUGUACAGUUAUACCAUCUUGUCUAGUGAUCUCAAUCACAUUGUACUCAAAGAUUUUUCGCACUCUCAGGCAUCAACAGGCUCGAGUACAAGAUCGUUUUCAGCAGCAGCCAGGCCAACCAAAUGCACUGAACAUCGCAAGAUACAGAAAAGCAGUGUACAGUGCACUGUGGGUGCAGCUUGCUUUAGUUAUUUGUUAUGCACCAUAUGAUAUUGUGGUAACUAUGAUCAUUUUAAGAAAGUCAUAUUCAUCACAUCUCAUCGUCUGUAAAGACAUUCUGGUAGUUUUUGCCCACUUUGACUCCUCUUUAAAUCCUUUUCUUUUUUGCUGGAGGAUUGGUGAAGUAAAACAAGCAGUAAAGCAGACAAUCAGACAAACACUUUGUCUAUAGAGUUAAAUUCGUCUUAGGCCACACUCAAAUGGACACCUUCAAGGCUGCCGUUUAAUUAGUCACAACCCCU
This is a messenger RNA of Pocillopora verrucosa, 1006 nucleotides long. RefSeq names its product adenosine receptor A2a-like. Gene Ontology annotation, biological process: G protein-coupled receptor signaling pathway. The record is from RefSeq and is a predicted model, not a curated record. Gene Ontology annotation, molecular function: G protein-coupled receptor activity. Gene Ontology annotation, cellular component: plasma membrane. NCBI's taxonomy places the organism in Eukaryota, Metazoa, Cnidaria, Anthozoa, Scleractinia, Pocilloporidae.